AAUUUAAUGCAUUUUUCUUUUUGGUUAUUUUAUUUUGUUUAAUUAUUUUUCAAUUGGUUUUACUUGGAUUUCUGAAUUUGAACCUAUAACACUUGGCUGGAUUCAAGGAUUGAUCCAUGGGAAGAAUAUUACUUACUUUUUGCCCUGCCACAUGUUGCAAAUGAGAUAGUCUAGAUCUUGGAAAAAGGGUUGUAAAACUCUUACAUUUUCAAGCUGAUUUGGGAUCUAUCUUUUUCUUGGACAUGCCAGAAACAUUGGAUGAACUCUAAAGAUUAUUCACUUACAAUGAAUAUCAUACACAGUCACUGAAUUUUCUGUGUCUGAGUAACAUCCUGAAAGCUAAUGCUAAUCAAGUCAUGCAGCUAUAUCAUCAUCCAUUUUCUUUAGACAGCCAAAAGGUGAGACUUGCUUUAGAAGAGAAAGGCAUUGAUUACACAUCAUUCCAUGUCAAUCCUAUAACUGGCAAGAAUAUGGAAUCUUCUUUCUUUAGGAUGAACCCUCAUGCUAAACUGCCGGUUUUUAAGAAUGGCUCUCACAUCAUUUUUGACACCAUUGAGAUAAUCCAGUAUAUAGAUAGGAUAGCAGUUGUAUCCUCAGGUGCUGUCAAUGCUGAUCACCUGACCAAUAGUAGCAGAGAAGUGAUUGAAUGGAUGCAUAAGAUACAAGAUUGGGACCCUAAAUAUUUCACACUUCACCAUGUCCCCGAGAAAUAUUGCGACUCUGUAUCCAAAUUCCUUAGGAGGGUUAUAAUUGCUCGGAUGGCUGAGUCACCUGAUCUUGCAAGUGCUUACCAUCGGAAGCUAAAAGAAGCAUAUGAAACAGAAGGCAAGUUGAAAAACCCAGAUGUUGUGAAACGGGGCAAAGAUCACCUUGUUAGACUUCUUGAUGAAGUGGAAACAAAGCUUAAUGAAACAUUAUAUUUAGUUGGUGAGGAGUUCACCAUGGCAGAUAUUACACUUAUUCCAGUACUGGAGCGUUUGGUGCUCCUGGGUUUGAAAGACGAAUACAUAAGUAGUCGGCCAAACAUUGCUGAGUACUGGAGUAUAGUGCAGCAGAGGCCUAGCUAUAGAAAGGUGAUUGGGGGGCAUUUCAAUGGCUGGAGAAAGUACAAAACACUAUUGAAAACAUGGUGCUCUGUUAGUAUCAGAAGUGCAUUGAGGAGAUAUUGAUGAACAGAGGUAAUGUUCUGAUUUUAUGCUGUAAACUAGAGAUGUUCAUAGGGAAAUAAAAAUCAAUUGUAUGUAAAUUUCUCUACAAAUUUCCUCUUUGGUAUUCCGUUGCCUUUUAUGGUGGUAUCUUGGUUGGAAGUUUUAUUUGGAGUGGACCUGCAAAAUUUGUCUUAUUUUUGACCAUGCAUAUAAUCUAUAAUUUGAUUUUCAGCUCUGUAA
Mangifera indica (mango) is the source of this 1388-nucleotide messenger RNA. Its product is annotated as glutathione S-transferase TCHQD-like. Bases 357 to 1169 code for a protein of 270 amino acids. The record is from RefSeq and is a predicted model, not a curated record. Gene Ontology annotation, molecular function: glutathione transferase activity. Lineage: Eukaryota; Viridiplantae; Streptophyta; Magnoliopsida; Sapindales; Anacardiaceae. The transcript is spliced from 3 exons.